Molecule: messenger RNA, 888 nt
Organism: Cricetulus griseus (Chinese hamster)
Lineage: Eukaryota; Metazoa; Chordata; Mammalia; Rodentia; Cricetidae
Source: RefSeq, a predicted model, not a curated record
AUGCCUUCUCAGAAGGAACGCACAAAGAAGAGCCUCACACAGAGGCUGACCCUGAAGAGCCGUGUAGCUAAGGAGACAGUCUCUGAGUUCCUGGGCACCUUUAUAAUGAUUGUCCUUGGAUGUGGCUCUGUUGCCCAAGCAGUCCUCAGCAGAGGACAUCUUGGUGGAAUUGUCACUAUCAAUAUUGGAUUUGCAUCAGCAGUUGUGAUGGCUAUUUAUGUCACUGGCGGUGUCUCUGGAGGCCACAUCAACCCAGCUGUGUCUUUUGCAAUGUGUGUCUUUGGAAGGAUGGAGUGGUUCAAGUUCCCCUUUUAUGUGGGAGCCCAGUUUUUAGGAGCCUUUGUGGGGGCUGCAACUGUCUUUGGCGUUUACUAUGAUGGAUUCAUGGCCUUUGCUGAUGGAAAAUUGCUCAUCGUGGGAGAAAAUGCAACAGCGUUCAUUUUUGCAACAUACCCAGCUCCAUUCAUAUCCCUGACAAAUGCCUUUGUAGACCAAGUGCUGUCUACCAUGUUCCUCCUUCUGAUUGUCUUUGCCAUUUUUGACUCCAGAAACAUGGGGGUCCCCAGGGGCUUAGAGCCCGUUGUCAUUGGCCUCCUGAUCAUCGCCCUUUCUUGUUCUCUGGGCCUCAACACUGGCUGUGCCAUGAACCCCGCUCGAGACCUGAGCCCCAGAUUCUUCACUGCUCUGGCGGGAUGGGGGUUUGAGGUCUUCACAGUUGGAAAUAACUUCUGGUGGAUUCCGGUUGUGGGGCCUAUGGUUGGCGCUUUUUUUGGAGGCCUCUUCUACAUUCUUUUUAUCCAAAUGCAUCAUUCAUCCCCCAACUCAGAAGUGAAUGCAGAGCCAUCAGAGAACAAGCUGGAGAAAUGUGAACUCAGUGUCAUCAUGUAG